AUGUCCUCCUAUCUCCUAAAUAUGUCCUCCUAUCUUUUCAACAUGCCCUCCUAUCUUCUCAAGAAGUCCUGCUAUCUUCUCAAGAUGUCCUCCUAUCUUCUCAAUAUGUCCUCAUAUCUUCUCAAUAUGUCCUCCUAUCUUCUCAAUAUGCCCUCCUAUCUUCUCAGGAUGCCCUCCUAUCUUCUCAGGAUGCCCUCCUAUCUUCUCAAGAUGUCCUCCUAUCUUCUCAAUAUGUCCUCCUAUCUUCUCAAUAUGUCCUCCUAUCUUCUCAAGAUGUCCUCCUAUCUUCUCAAGAUGUCCUCCUAUCUUCUCAAUAUGUCCUCCUAUCUUCUCAAUAUGUCCUCCUAUCUUCUCAAGAUGCCCUCAUAUCUUCUCAAUAUGUCAUCCUAUCUUCUCAAUAUGUCCUCCUAUCUUCUCAAUAUGCCCUCCAACUUCUCAAGAUGCCCUCCUAUCUUCUCAAGAUGUCCUCCUAUCUCAUAUCUUCUCAAUAUGUCCUCCUAUCUUCUCAACAUGCCCUCCUAUCUUCUCAAUAUGUCCUCAUAUCUUCUCAAUAUGUCCUCAUAUCUUCCCAAGAUGCCCUCCUAUCUUCUCAAUAUGUCCUCCUAUCUUCUCAAUGUCCUCCUAUCUUCUCAAGAUGCCCUCCUAUCUUCUCAAGAUGCCCUCCUAUCUUCUCAAGAUGUCCUCCUCUCUUCUCAAGAUGUCCUCCUAUCUUCUCAAUAUGUCCUCCUAUCUUCUCAAUAUGUCCUCCUAUCUUCUCAAGAUGCCCUCCUAUCUUCUCAAGAUGCCCUCCUAUCUUUUCAAGAUGCCCUCCUAUCUUCUCAAGAUGCCCUCCUAUUUCUCAAGAUGUUCUCUUAUCUUCUAA
Coregonus sp. 'balchen' is the source of this 862-nucleotide messenger RNA. The record is from the annotation of a GenBank genome assembly. Lineage: Eukaryota; Metazoa; Chordata; Actinopteri; Salmoniformes; Salmonidae.